AUGGACGGCGCGGUGAUUGACAAUAAUGCUGAUGCGUCUGUUGAGCAUCUGAAGUCUGUGGCUAAGAGUGUGUUCGACUUUGAUAAUCUCAAGGAUGAACAGAUAGAAGUGAUGCAAGCCUUGUUGAGAGACCACAAAGAUGUCUUUUAUGCAUUCCCAACGGCUACCAGCACUAGCAUCAUCUAG
This is a messenger RNA of Perkinsus marinus ATCC 50983, 186 nucleotides long. RefSeq lists its product as hypothetical. Bases 1 to 186 code for a protein of 61 amino acids. The transcript has 2 exons. NCBI's taxonomy places the organism in Eukaryota, Perkinsozoa, Perkinsida, Perkinsidae. The record is from RefSeq and is a predicted model, not a curated record.